CCCAUUUGAAAUUCGUGAAUCACUUGCAGCUUAUCACAAAAUCUUCUCUCUCUCUCUCUUCUUGUUUUUUCAAAUAAAUCUUAUUUAAUAUAAUAUUUCAAUUAAAAUUAUUUAAACUCAAAUUUAUUUAUAACAUAUAAUUUAUUUUUCACAAAUAAUAAAAAAUAAAUUACAUAUGUAUGGUCCAAAACGCGACAGCUGCAUAACCGUUUUUCUUUUCCAGUUGCCCUCCUUUUUUAAAAGGUAUGGAAAUUAUGAAUAAUUACAUCACAUAAUAAUAAUAAUAAUAAUAAUAAAAAUCUUAAUCUACAAUUUAAAUAAUUUUGGUGGAUUACCUAAAGAUCUCUCUUCAUUGUUUGAUUGGUGGAGUAAUGUUAUGCAUUUGAGUGGUGCCGUGUACGCAGUCGGAAUUGCCACGGAGUUUAAGCCGAAUUCAGUUUUUGAUUGAUUUUUAGAGGAUCUGCUCUUCGUUUCAGCUUCGAGAUUUCGGCAAUUGAAGCCACUAGCAAUCUAGGGCUGUUUUUGCUGACAAUUCAAUUGCAGUUGUGAGGCUAUCGCAAAUGAGCAUUACAUAAUGAGGUGGGAGUUCCGCUGGGAUUGUUGUCAAUGGGCAACUCUGACAAUAAAAGAUCUGAUUUUGUUGAUAUAGUUAAGUCCUGGAUUCCUAGGAGGAGUGAACCAGCGAAUGUGUCAAGGGACUUUUGGAUGCCCGACCAGAGCUGUAGGGUAUGUUAUGAGUGUGACUCCCAGUUCACCAUAUUUAACCGUAGGCAUCACUGUAGACUUUGCGGUCGAGUUUUUUGUGCCAAGUGUACUGCAAGCUCAAUUCCUGCCCCAUCCGAGGACCCAAGGACAGGCAGUGAAGAUUGGGAGAGGAUCAGGGUAUGUAAUUAUUGCUUCAAGCAAUGGCAACAAGGGACAACAGCCGUUGAUAAUGGGACCAAUGUGGGUAGCCCUGGGCUCAGUCCAUCACCAUCUGCAACAAGCUUGGUCAGCAGCAAGUCCUGCUGCACAUGUAACAGCAGCAGCACUGUUGGUUCAACUCCUUGCUCGAGUGGGGCUUACCAGAGUGUGCCAUAUAGCUCUGGUCUUAGUCCUCAACAAUCUGCUCCAAUGGAUCGAACUGUGGUUGAACAAGAAAAUUUAACGUGUGGAAGGAGCUCAGAUGCUCCUGCAGCUGCUUUCUGUUCAUCUGCAAACCAGUUUGGCUAUUGCAUGAGUAGGAGUGAUGAUGAGGAUGAUGAAUAUGGUGUUUAUCAUUCAGGUUCAGGAACGAGGCAUUUCUCUCAUGCUGAUGGUUAUUAUGGGCCGGGCACUGUUGAUGAUAUUGACCACAUGUAUGAACCAUGUGGAAUAAUGCAUGAAGAUCAAAUCGAUAGAAGCAUAAGUUGUCCACCAUUAUCUGAGAAUUUUGAUACUCAGGUCGUGGACAAAAUUAAGAAUGACGGGGAAGAAGCUUAUAGACAUGAUUGCAAUGAGUGUGAAUCUCCUUCUUAUGGUGUGAAUGGUGCUGAUGCUGAACCUGUUGAUUUUGAGAACAAUGGGCUACUCUGGCUCCCUCCAGAACCAGAAGAUGAAGAGGAUGAGAGAGAAGCUGUUUUAUUUGAUGAGGAUGACGGUGAUGAAGCUACAACUGGCGAGUGGGGUUAUUUACGCCCUUCAAACAGCUUUGGUAGUGGCGAAUACCGCAGUAAGGAUAAAUCAAGUGAAGAGCACAGGAAGGCAAUGAAGAAUGUGGUGGAGGGGCACUUUAGAGCUUUAGUUGCACAGCUUUUGCAAGUUGAAAAUCUAUCUGUGGGUGAUGAAGAUGACAAUGAAAGUUGGUUGGAAAUAAUUACAUCUUUAUCCUGGGAAGCUGCUACCCUUCUUAAGCCAGAUACAAGCAUGAGUGGAGGAAUGGAUCCUGGUGGAUAUGUAAAGGUUAAAUGCAUAGCCAGUGGGCGUCGUAGUGAGAGUAUGGUGGUUAAAGGAGUUGUCUGUAAGAAAAAUGUGGCUCAUCGUCGAAUGAUGUCAAAAAUAGAUAAACCCCGCUUUCUAAUCCUUGGGGGAGCUUUGGAGUAUCAGCGUGUAUCUAACCAUUUGUCAAGUGUUGAUACUUUGUUACAGCAGGAAAUGGACCAUUUGAAGAUGGCAGUUGCAAAGAUUGAUGCUCAUCACCCUAGCGUUCUUUUGGUAGAGAAGUCGGUUUCCCGAUAUGCUCAAGACUACCUUCUGGCAAAAGACAUUUCCCUUGUUUUGAAUAUUAAGAGGCCACUUUUAGAGCGGAUAGCCCGAUGCACUGGUGCACAUAUAGUCCCUUCAAUUGAUCAUCUCAAUUCACAGAAACUUGGUUACUGUGACCUGUUCCAUGUGGAGAAAUUUCUCGAGGAGCAUGGCAGCGCAGGGCAAGGUGGGAAGAAGUUGACUAAGACGCUGAUGUUCUUUGAGGGUUGUCCAAAGCCUCUGGGUUUCACUAUUUUGCUCAAGGGUGCCCAUGGAGAUGAUUUGAAGAAGGUGAAACAUGUGGUCCAGUAUGGGGUUUUUGCAGCUUAUCACUUGGCACUAGAGACUUCUUUUCUGGCUGAUGAGGGUGCUUCACUUCCAGAGCUCCCUUUGAAGUCUCCAUUAACUGUUGCAUUACCUGAUAAACCGUUAAGCAUCGACAGGUCCAUUUCUACUAUACCUGGUUUUACUGUCCCAGGAACUGGAAAGCUGUCAAGUUGUCAACCUCCAAGCGAAGUACAGAAAUCAAACAAUGAUGUCAUCUCAGAUGUGCCCUCACCUACCAAUUUUGAGCUUGUUUGCAAGUCAGGAUAUGCUGAUUCUACUUCUCCAUCAAAUAGUUCUCAAAUUGAGUACAGGAACCUUGGCUCAAACUCAACUGAACAUGCUGGUUCCUGGACUUCUUUGUCUCCUCUUGGGCAGAACACCUCAGGUCCUUGCCAUAACAAGCUAUUCUCUGAUCAUGUCCCUGGGAAGGAUUAUAUGACAGAAGCUGAAGAAUUGUUUCAGGGCAAAAAAGCCAACUCUGAUAGUCCUUCAUAUUAUACAUCUUUGGAACAAGGUACUGGUAGUGGCCAUGCUGAUGAAAAUGUCUUAGCAGUAAAGCAAGAUGGUAACAAUCAUGAAGAGAUUGGAUCCUCAAAGGAGGAUUUUCCUCCAUCACCUUCAGACCAUCAGAGCAUUUUGGUGUCGUUAUCAACAAGGUGUAUAUGGAAAGGAACUGUGUGUGAACGGGCACAUCUUUUUCGAAUCAAAUACUAUGGGAGUUUUGAUAAACCUUUGGGGCGUUUUUUACGCGAUCAUCUUUUUGAUCAGAAUUACCGCUGUCGUUCAUGUGAGAUGCCAUCAGAAGCUCAUGUUUAUUGUUAUACUCACCGGCAAGGCAGCCUUACCAUAUCUGUUAAGAGACUACCAGAGUUUCUUUUACCAGGGGAGCGUGAAGGCAAAAUUUGGAUGUGGCACAGGUGUCUACGAUGUCCACGUAGCAAUGGCUUUCCUCCAGCCACCCGAAGGAUAGUGAUGUCUGAUGCUGCCUGGGGUUUGUCCUUUGGGAAAUUUUUGGAGCUUAGCUUUUCAAAUCAUGCAGCUGCAAGUAGGGUUGCUAGCUGUGGUCAUUCGCUUCACAGAGACUGUCUUAGGUUUUAUGGAUUUGGGAGAAUGGUUGCUUGCUUUCGCUAUGCUUCAAUUGAUGUUCAUUCAGUUCAUCUUCCACCAUCAAAACUUGAAUUUAACUAUGAUAAUCAAGAGUGGAUUCAAAAAGAAGCAAAUGAGGUGCGUCAAAGGGCUGAACUUCUGUUUACAGAAGUGCAAAAUGCUCUUCAUCGGAUUUCAGAGAAAAUAUUAGGUGAAGGAUCACAGAAUGGUGACAUAAAAUCAUCUGAAUUAUCAAGAUUUCAUGUAGCAGAACUUAAAAGUAUACUGCAGAAGGAGAAAGCAGAAUUUGAGGAGUCCUUAUUGAAUACACUAUCUAAGGAAGUGAAAGUUGGCCAUCCAUUGAUUGAUCUUCUUGAGGUUAAUAAGUUAAGGAGGCAGAUACUCUUCCAUUCAUAUGUUUGGGACCAACGCCUGAUUUAUGCAGUUAGUUUAAGCAACACCAAUCAUCAAGAAAGUAUGAGGAACUUUAUUCCAAAACUCGGGGGAAAACGGAUCAACUCUGUUGAGAGCCUUGUUGAGAUGGAUACCUCUCCUAAGCCUGGAAAAGGUUUUAGCAAUUGUGAUUCUGUUAUUGUGCAUACAAAGCCUGAGCUAAAUCUUAAUCAAGGAGGAAAUGAUGGCUCUUCUCGCCAGUCAGUCAGAGUACAUGAAGGGGGCAACAUACGUCUGGACCUGAAGCUGAAGGAUUCUGAACAUUGUCUUUCUUCUUGUGAAAAUAGCAAUGAGAAAAUUGACCCUUCAGAAUCUGGAAAUGUUAUGCGAAGAGUUCAUUCAGAGGGUGAGUUUCCAAUUGUGGAUAAUUUAUCCGACACACUUGAUGCGGCAUGGACCGGCAAAAAUCACUUGGAAAGUAUGAUACUUAAGGAAAAUGGUGUCUCUCUUCCUGAUUCAAGUCCAGUACAUUCAGUUGUUCCAAAUGUAGAAUUGGAACGUUGUAUUGUUGACAAAGGUGGGAUUGAUGUUGUUCAUUCUCUUGAUUCUGCAUUAGGUGCAAAGGUGCCUCAAAAUGUUGAAAACUCAAGUGGGUUGGGAACGCCUUUUCCUAAUUUAUACAGUUCAUUCAAAAGAACUUCUUCAUUAAAUGCUCAAAAGCUUGGUAUUAAUGAGUACAAUCCUGUUUAUGUCUCACUUUUUAGAGAUUUGGAACGGCCAAACAAUGCUAGGUUGCUUCUGCCUGUUGGCGUUAAUGACACUAUUAUUCCUGUAUUUGAUGAUGAACCCACUAGCAUUAUAGCAUAUGCACUUGUCUCAUCUGAUUAUCAUCUCCAGAUGUCUGAGCUUGAAAAACCAAAAGAUGCUGGGGAGACUACAAUUUCACUGCCACUCUUUGAUUCAGUAAAUCUACUCUCGUUCAACUCUUUUGAUGAAUCGGCUUCUGAUAUUUACAGAAGUGUUGGGUCUAUUGAAGAAAACAUCCUGUCCAUACCUGGAUCCCGAGGCACUCAAAUUUUGGAUCCUCUCUCAUACACCAAGGAUUUGCAUGCCAGAGUUUCUUUUACAGAUGAUAGUGUUCAAGGAAAAGUGAAAUAUAUGGUGACUUGUUACUGUGCAAAGCGGUUUGAGGCCUUAAGGAGGAUUUGUUGCCCUUCUGAGUUAGAUUUCAUACGAUCUCUUAGUCGCUGUAAGAAGUGGGGAGCCCAGGGUGGCAAGAGCAAUGUUUUCUUUGCUAAAACUUUGGAUGAUCGCUUUAUCAUCAAACAGGUUACAAAAACAGAGCUGGAGUCAUUCAUCAAAUUUGGACCAGCAUAUUUUAAGUACUUAUCUGACUCGAUCGGUAAUGGAAGCCCAACUUGCCUGGCAAAGAUACUUGGUAUUUAUCAGGUUUCAUCAAAACACCUAAAAGGAGGGAAAGAAACCAAAAUGGACCUUCUGGUAAUGGAGAAUCUCCUAUUUAAGCGAAAUAUUGUACGGCUUUAUGACCUUAAAGGAUCUUCCCGAUCGCGAUAUAAUUCAGAUACAAGUGGGAGCAACAAAGUUUUGCUGGACCAGAAUUUGAUCGAAUCAAUGCCAACUUCUCCAAUUUUUGUAGGAAAUAAAGCAAAGCGUUUGCUAGAGAGGGCUGUUUGGAACGAUACUUCAUUUCUUGCAUCUAUUGAUGUAAUGGAUUACUCGCUAUUGGUUGGCGUGGACACUGAAAGGCACGAGUUGGUAAUCGGGAUCAUUGAUUUUAUGAGACAAUAUACGUGGGACAAGCAUCUCGAGACCUGGGUGAAGGCGUCAGGCAUCCUUGGCGGGUCUAAGAACACGACUCCGACUGUGAUCUCACCCCAGCAGUAUAAGAAACGAUUCAGAAAAGCAAUGACAGCGUAUUUUCUUAUGGUGCCGGACCAGUGGUCUCCCUCUACAAUAGUCCCCAGUGAGUCUCAUUCAGACCUUUGUGAGGAACGCUUGCAAGGUCAACGUGGUGCAUCUGUUGAGUCAUAGUGGUGCCCCUUUUGCUUGUACAUGCCAGGAUGUAAGAUGCUUUUUAAUUUCCCCCCUUCUUUCGCUUAGUUGCACCUAUAUUUUUUUUUCUUUCUUUUCUAUUGUAAUUUUUGGUGGUUUACCACGUUAUGUCAUCUUCAUAUAGCACAAGUUAUUUUCAUAGAACCUUUUCCUUAGAAAUUUUUCAUCAAGGAAAUGUGCAAAAGUGACUUAUUUUUGGGCAAUGCA
Messenger RNA from Manihot esculenta (cassava), 6288 nucleotides. Its product is annotated as 1-phosphatidylinositol-3-phosphate 5-kinase FAB1A. Gene Ontology annotation, cellular component: endosome membrane. The record is from RefSeq and is a predicted model, not a curated record. Bases 607 to 6060 code for a protein of 1817 amino acids. Gene Ontology annotation, molecular function: 1-phosphatidylinositol-3-phosphate 5-kinase activity; metal ion binding; ATP binding. Gene Ontology annotation, biological process: phosphatidylinositol phosphate biosynthetic process. NCBI's taxonomy places the organism in Eukaryota, Viridiplantae, Streptophyta, Magnoliopsida, Malpighiales, Euphorbiaceae. The transcript is spliced from 12 exons.